Dipodomys spectabilis (banner-tailed kangaroo rat) is the source of this 1213-nucleotide messenger RNA. RefSeq names its product family with sequence similarity 89 member A (gene Fam89a). The record is from RefSeq and is a predicted model, not a curated record. NCBI's taxonomy places the organism in Eukaryota, Metazoa, Chordata, Mammalia, Rodentia, Heteromyidae. The transcript is spliced from 2 exons. The coding region runs from base 1 to 540 and encodes 179 amino acids.
AUGAACGAGGCCGGGGCGGCGGGCACGGCCCGGGGGCUGCGCGUGGACGGGCUGCCGCCGCUGCCCAAGAGCCUAAGCGGGCUGCUGCACUCGGCAGCGGGCGGCGCGGCGGGCGGCUGGCGGCGGCUGGAGCGGCUGUACGCGCAGAAGUCGCGCAUCCAGGACGAGCUGAGCCGCGGGACCGCGGGCGGCGGGGCGCGGGCGUCGGGGCGCGCCCGGCCCCCGAACCUGGACGCCGCGCUGGCGCUGCUGCGCAAGGAGAUGGUUGGCCUCCGCCAGCUGGACAUGUCCUUGCUCUGCCAGCUCUACAGCCUCUACGAGUCGAUUCAGGAGUACAAAGGAGCGUGCCAGGCGGCUGCCAGCCCGGACUGUGCCUAUGUGCUGGAGAACGGCUUCUUCGAGGAGGAGGAAGAGGAGGAGGAGGAGGAUUUCCAGGGGCAGAGAUCCCUCCAGGAGUGCGGACGCCGAGGCCCACCCCGGGACUUGACACUGCCCAUGGCCCCGCUGUCCUGUAGCGACUGGGGUCUGGAGUCCAUCUAGGGCCUGGACAGGCUGGGCAGCACUUCUCCCACAAGAAAGCACCACUGCCCCUCCGUGGCCGGCGGCCCUCCAUGCAGGGUGUGUGCACGGUCGUCUUGGUGGUGCAGACUGUCCCAACAGCUAUGGCUCAGGCUCACCUUCUGUCAGCUUGGUGGAAGGCCUUCGCUGGCAUUUGUGUGGUGACUGGCCACAGGUUAUUUGUAAGCUGUGGUUUAGGGUCUCUGCUUCCAAUGGGAGGUAUGCAAACCACCUCCUAGCAUGCUGUCUAGUCAGUUUUUAGAUCCUUUGUUCAGCUUUAUUGUAAGCUGCAUCAUUCAUUAUCCAGGUGGCCUGCUAAGAGCUUCCUGCUGAAGCAGGCAUUUCUGCCAGUCCGACCGCUGUUCCCCAACCCUCCCGGUUACUCACUCCGCCCUCAGGGAUAGGAGGAGGGGAGGUUGUGUGCAGGGCUGGACUGGGACGAGCAGUGUUUUUAUCACUCAUGUAGUAAGGUAGCUGUUUGUCUUUAAAGACAGAUGUAGACCAGCGUGUCACACUGCAGGGCCUCCCCCCUCCCCCAAGUGCUCACUGAAAGCCUUAAUGUAUACUUAAUGUAUAUUUAUUAACACACCUGACAGGAACGUCACUUUGGAUUCAACAUGAGGAUAAAUGUGCUCAGCAGUUACUGUGUUAUUAA